This is a messenger RNA of Aspergillus eucalypticola CBS 122712, 510 nucleotides long. RefSeq lists its product as uncharacterized. Bases 23 to 202 code for a protein of 59 amino acids. The transcript has a single exon. Lineage: Eukaryota; Fungi; Ascomycota; Eurotiomycetes; Eurotiales; Aspergillaceae. The record is from RefSeq and is a predicted model, not a curated record.
CUGGAGGCAAUCCGCUCAGCCCAUGUCCACUCAUGAGGCUCAACCACACGGCCACACUUUGCCACUCUCCAAAAACUCGUGGAGCGGUUUUUCAGUUGGUGGUGGCACUAUACAUAGAACAAAAACCAGAGGACGUUGGUCCCAAGAGUUGGAUGGGAUUCGUCUGUUAAUCCCCAGUACGUGGCAAUGGAAAGGCAGCUGAAAAACAAGACCAACAGGAUCACAGAAGACUCCGCUGUCCGAAUCUGAGGGUUUCUAUCCGACACAAAGUAGAUGCGUCGAGGUAAACCCUGCCGACCGGUGGAUGUGUUAAGGCAAGCCCAGCCCAGCAGUAGAGUAGCGGACUGUUAGUCUAUCGGCCUACUACGUAGUGCUGGAGAGCGAAGGUACCUUGUUGUGGUCAGUCUUCCACUACCAAUCUGAAUGGUCCGCACGUUGGUGGCCAUGACGAGCCUAGUUUCACUUCGGCGGACACCACUGGGCUGAAUCAGGGUAUGAGCUGAUACUAUA